UGUUUCACUAUUAGGUUUAUGAACCUUUGUGAUCUCUGCUGGUUGCAUUUCUGUUUUGUCAAUUGAUUUGCAUGUUAAAAUUACUUUAAGUUGUGGUAUUCUUGGAUUCCUCCAUUUCUACGGUUGGAAGAUGAAAAUUUUUUAUUCUUGGUUCCAGGUUUAUUAGAUUCAACUAUAGAAGUGAAAUGGCCGGAUCUAGGAUUGCUCAUGCUACCUUGAAAGGACCAAGUGUCGUUAAGGAGAUAGUUAUCGGAAUAACGCUCGGCCUUUGUGCUGGUGGGCUUUGGAAGACGCAUCACUGGAAUGAGCAGAGGAAAGUGAGAGCAUUCUAUGACAUGCUUGAGAAAGGCGAAAUCAGUGUUGUUGCAGAAGAAUAAGUAUUGAUGUUUUGUGAAUUUGUUGUGACAACUUUGGCUCUAUUUUGAUCUUUGUGAUCCUCUUCAUUUGGCUCUUU
Hibiscus syriacus is the source of this 454-nucleotide messenger RNA. RefSeq names its product cytochrome c oxidase subunit 5C-like. The coding region runs from base 186 to 377 and encodes 63 amino acids. Lineage: Eukaryota; Viridiplantae; Streptophyta; Magnoliopsida; Malvales; Malvaceae. The transcript has a single exon. The record is from RefSeq and is a predicted model, not a curated record.